AUGAGGUAUUUGGCCAAUUACAGAGCGCCCGAAGGCUCCGAUGAAAAGCUCUUCCUGUUUUUCGUGUGUGGUGAUGAGAAAGGUGAACAGACGACGUGGCGGCGAGUGUGUGUAGACGCAUCCAAGUUAGUUUAUGACGUAUUUGCAAAGUCUCCGGCGCGGAAUAGGCUGGUGACCAUCCACGCAGGCUCGAAGCAGGACUGGUCCGCAGCGAAUGCGUUCUUCAAAGAUGGAGAUCUAAAGGUCAAGAUGAUUCCCGCACUCAUGCAGUGGCACGGAGGGUAUCCUGGUGCAAAGCGAGCCACGUCCGGUAUGAUUAUCGAGGAGAGCAUUCUGUACGAACCGCUUCUACGCUACUUUUUCAAGAACCAGGAUGUUCCAGAUCCACUGUUAGCACCGGAAAAGAUCGCUUUGAAAGAAAUUGUCGUGCUACAGGGAUACAAGAACUACCGGUCAUACAUCGAUGGUAUUGCAGCCGGAAACAACCCGUCCCUGACCGCUCCGACAGGUCCAAUGUUCCUCUUCCUCAUCGCCGGGCGACUGGGCAACAACGACCGUCUCUGGUGUCCGUACUGUCGGUACUCUGAGAUUUCUGUCGAAUAUGCAUUCUACGCCUUUGCGCCACCAGGAUCACGACUCGUGAAGGUUGAAACGGUGAACUCGUACGCCACUUGGAAAAACCCUGCGAACGACUGGAAGGGAGACAAGUCGUUGAUGGUGCGUGGUGUGCCGUGGAUGUACCGAGCAAAUCUGGACGCGGAAACGCGUAGCUUCAGCUUCGAACGUGUAAGUGAACGCUUCGACCGGCCGGAAGCGCUGCGAGGAAUCUUCCAGGGCUGGAAGAGCCCUAUGUAA
This is a messenger RNA of Phytophthora infestans T30-4, 855 nucleotides long. RefSeq lists its product as uncharacterized. Gene Ontology annotation, cellular component: cytosol. The record is from RefSeq and is a predicted model, not a curated record. The transcript has a single exon. Gene Ontology annotation, molecular function: protein-disulfide reductase [NAD(P)H] activity. The coding region runs from base 1 to 855 and encodes 284 amino acids. Lineage: Eukaryota; Oomycota; Peronosporomycetes; Peronosporales; Peronosporaceae.